CCUGCUCGGUCUCUUCCGGUACAGAUGGUAAACGUCCAUCAGAACGAAAACAAAACGAAGUUCUGUUGCAAGGACUGAGAGAGGCGCGCUUCAAAUCUCACUUACUACAUUGUAUUUGCAUUGGACGAUACUCCUGUGAUUAGAUCCAAAAUGCGCGACAAGGAUCUGUUGUACCCCAGUCUUGCCAAGGAGAGGAGCAGGCACAAGAAGAAGAGGCUGGUGCAGAGUCCCAACUCCUUCUUCAUGGAUGUCAAAUGCACAGGCUGUUACAAGAUCACCACCAUCUUCAGCCAUUCCCAGACAGUGGUACCUUGUGCAGGCUGCUCUUUAAUCCUCUGCCAACCAGCAGGGGGGAAAUGCAGACUAACAGAAGGCUGUGCCUUCAGGAAGAAAUAUUCCUGAGCAGAAAUAUGAAGUACAUCCCUGGAAGGCAGCAGAAUGGAAAAAUGGACCAUUGACAAAUGAGUCUGAGCCUCACACACUCCAUGAUGUUGAUUAAGUGGGUUAAGUCCUUUUUAGAGACAUUUAUCUAUCUGUAUCUUAAUUUUGUGGAGGAAACUUUCAUCAAGGAGCAAGGCUAACUCAAUUUAAACUUUAAGUACAUUUCUAUAUGCUGGGGUUAAAUUUGAUGUAUAUCAGAUUGAUAUGAUGAAGCACUUAAUGCAGAUGUGUUUUGACAACUUCUGUUGAAUGAGUAAAACAAUCUUUUGAAAUCUUCAAAAUGCAUAAAUAAGCACACUAAAUCACGGUUUCUGUAAAACAUUUAUUAGGUUGACAUGAAGGGGGUUGGUGAAUGGAAUAUUUCAAAAUGGUCUCGAUCACGUGUGAGGCUCUUUUCAUGGCCCUGGCAUGAGAUGAAACCAUGAUGACCGUCACAAACAAAAAUAAAACAUUUUAAGAAUUUAUUGUCUGUGUUAUGUGUGUUCUUUGGUCUUGAGAGUUCCCCUGGCAAAAAAAGAAGUGGUGUAACUGAAACAAAAAUAAUCAAAGCAAUACAA
This is a messenger RNA of Centropristis striata (black sea bass), 998 nucleotides long. RefSeq names its product small ribosomal subunit protein eS27-like. Lineage: Eukaryota; Metazoa; Chordata; Actinopteri; Perciformes; Serranidae. The record is from RefSeq and is a predicted model, not a curated record. The transcript is spliced from 4 exons. Gene Ontology annotation, cellular component: ribosome; cytosolic small ribosomal subunit. Bases 151 to 402 code for a protein of 83 amino acids. Gene Ontology annotation, molecular function: RNA binding; structural constituent of ribosome. Gene Ontology annotation, biological process: ribosomal small subunit assembly; translation.